ACUUUAUGAGGGCCAACGAACCCUCUGCAUUUACAUUUUACCUCACCUUCUAGCUUUAUUAAUAUUAGUCUUCUGUCAGUACUAAAGUUCAACAUACAAAAAAUGAUUAACACCAUUCUCAAUAUUUUUCUUCCUCCUCUUACCAUCAUCUUUCUCUUCCUCUUGUACCCAUCGUACCUUUUGGGCAAACUUGUGAUUCGUCUCUAUAAGCACCUGAGCUUUGAAAAUGUGGCCAGAAAAGUAGUUCUAAUCACUGGAGCUUCCUCCGGCAUUGGAGAGCAUGUAGCCUACGAGUAUGCAAAGAAAGGAGCGUGUUUGGUUCUCGUUGCUCGAAGAAGGGAUCGUCUAGAGAUAGUAGCCCAAAAAUCACAUCAAUUAGGAUCUGGUGAUGUCCUCGUCAUACCUGGUGAUGUUGCUAAUAUUAAUGACUGCAAGAAGUUAAUCGAUGAUACGAUUCAUCAUUUUGGUAAACUAGACCACUUGAUCAACAAUGCUGGUGUAUUUCAAACUAUUCUUUUCGAAGAUUUCACUCAAAUUCAAGACGCUAAUCCUAUUAUGGAUAUUAACUUUUGGGGUUCAACAUACAUCACUUAUUUUGCCAUUCCUCAUCUUCGAAAGAGCAAAGGAAAGAUCAUUGUGAUUACUUCUGGUGCAGCUAGUAUACCCUUGUCAUUGGCGAGCGUCUAUUCAGCAAGCAAAGCAGCUUUGGUGAGAUUCUUUGAGACACUAAGAGUUGAGCUCAGUCCGGAUAUCAAAAUAACAAUCGUUUUCCCCGGAGUUAUAUCUACAGAUAUGACCACUCCUCACUUUGUAGAAAAGUAUGGUUCAGAUUUUUUCCUCUCGGAAUCAGUGACUAAAUGUGCAAAAGCAAUCUUCAGAGGAAUCGCUAGAGGAGAGACAUACAUAGAAGAGCCAUCUUGGUUAAAAUGGAUGUUUUUGAUAAACAGUGUGACUCCUGAAAUGUUUGACUACUUAGUCAACUAUUUAUUUUUUCGUUAUCUCAAACCUUAUUUCAAGCGUGAUUGAUCGUAUUCGUAUCAGCCCAUUGCUAUAAUACUCUUGAAAAUGGUUGUAUUUCAACGGGAAGUGAAACUGAACGGUACUUUGUUUUUCAUUA
Raphanus sativus (radish) is the source of this 1117-nucleotide messenger RNA. Its product is annotated as 11-beta-hydroxysteroid dehydrogenase-like 3. Gene Ontology annotation, molecular function: oxidoreductase activity. The transcript is spliced from 6 exons. The coding region runs from base 103 to 1026 and encodes 307 amino acids. The record is from RefSeq and is a predicted model, not a curated record. NCBI's taxonomy places the organism in Eukaryota, Viridiplantae, Streptophyta, Magnoliopsida, Brassicales, Brassicaceae.